Molecule: messenger RNA, 3438 nt
Organism: Coregonus sp. 'balchen'
Lineage: Eukaryota; Metazoa; Chordata; Actinopteri; Salmoniformes; Salmonidae
Source: the annotation of a GenBank genome assembly
AUGGUGGUGAACAUUUUUGUUUUAUUAAGACAGUACGGAUACUAUCCCCUUUUUUUUGGGGGGGGGGGGGGCUGGCCCUCCAAUCGAGUUAAGGAGGAAACCGACACCUUUGCAGCCUGAAUAGAGGAUGCUAUAUGUACGAGCAGGUCGCGGGGGGACCGGCUCGUACAUGGGUUAGCUGAUAACGUGACGAAAACGAUGCGUACGCUUCAAUUGGGCAUUAGUCUGUGAGUUGUGAUUCUGGAUGGCCAGAUAGCUACUAACAAUGACAAUAAACUGCCAUGAGGGGAAUUGUAAGUGACUCGUUUCAGCUAGUUUCAUCUUGUUCUUGAUAUCAUUUCUUGUUUUGAGGUGUUUUGACUGAUGCUAAUGCUAAUAUGGCUAAAAUUCGUUAGCUAGCUAACCAACAACUGUAACGAUGUAUUUGAGAGACAACAAGUGCUCGUUAUGCAAAUGUAUUUCUGUUUUCAAUAACCAUUGGAGAUUAAAUAUAUUUUACAUGUUGUCAACAAUCUAAGCCAACCCCGUCUGUUUUGCCUCACAGUUGCGCACGUGUCGGUUUUGUUACUAAACAACCAACUUGUCUAUAGCCCGCUGGGCACAUUAAAGUCAGACGCAGAUGAAAAACGAUGUAAAAGGAAUAAGAGUGCCCUCUGGCGGCCGGUUGGCCUAACCUCAAAAGUCCAAAACCUGUCCACCCCAAAAAAAGGUUUGACUGUCAGAUCAAUUGAAUAUUCACAUUUUCCAAAUAAUUCACAUCAACAAAUGCUGUCAUCUCAUCAGUGUAACGUCCAAGUAGAAACACAGGACGUAUUAAAGUGACUAUAGGUAGAUGUUAUGCACCAUCAGCUGUACUUAGAAGUCUUUCAAUACGCUGGUGAGACGUCUCAUCUUCUCCUCCAUUGUUUUCUUCUCAGUCUCAGUCUCCUCCAGGAGCUGACGCAUCUCCUCUUCCACCUGAAAUACCUGAGUCAAUAACACACACAUUCCACUAUUAACACACCUCAAUAACAAAUGCAUUAUACACCCGAGUAAAACACACACACACUGUAAUACAUCUGAUUCAUUUGCAUACAUAAUGCAUUAAGAGAUUUGCAAGGAAUUUCAAGUUAUGUGCAUGGAUCCCAAGUUAGCAUUCAUUCCUUAGUAUGCGACUGAGCAGGUCAGUGUAGUGACUGUGGUAACCAUUAUUGUAGCUACCUUCUGAUUGGCCUGUUCAAUCUGUUUCUGCUUGUCAUUGGCCAGCCGUAGGAGCUCGGUCUGAUGGGAUGCCUGUAGCGACUCCAGCUGUCGCCGGAACGCAUCGUCCAUACUGUGUAGCUUCUCUACCGCCGCUCUGGAGGGGAAACCACAAACACGGUUACACUGUUGUCAUUACUCUGACCUGGACCACUGUUGCAGGCUUGCAGCUCUUCAACCAAUGUCUUAUAUUGUCAUAUUCUCAUCUCUUAUAUGGUUCCGGUGGCUCAGUUGGUCAUUGGAGCUCGGUGUUUGCAACACCAGACUUCUGUGUUUCAUUCCCUCAUCCAUAUGGGCCACAUAUUAUGAAAUGAAUGUAUGUAUUUACCAUAGGUCACUUUGGAUAAAAGCAUCUGCUAAUGACCAUAUUAUAAUCAUAUUACUAUAAUGAUACACAGCUGGAUUAGAUAGGUAGCCCUAUAUGUUGUCCUUUUGAAGGUGUGUUAGUCAGCGUACUUGUGCGCCUGCAAGGCCUUAUCUCUCUCCUCCAGCAGCAGGCUCUCUUUAGAGUCGAAGCCCUCCUUCAUGCGUUUCACCUGGCUCUCCAGCCGGGUCAGCAGGUCAGCCUUGUCCUGCCACUUCUUAUUAGACACACUGCAGGGGAGAACAUAGAAAUAGUAAACAUGAAGUAUGUAUGAAGGAAUGUAGUGGGGACAAUGUGCAUAAAUUAAAGAAUUGAGGAUGAUGACACAAAGUCAGACAUAUUGGAUUGUGGUCCUCAGAAUUUAGUCAUAAUGGGUAAAAUCCCAAUUUGAGAUCCACAUCUGUACAACAUUUUUCAUUCAAAUCUCCCAUUUACAUCAAUGCAUGAUUUAUGGAAAUGUAUGAGUAACAUGUGGAGCUCAAGUUAAUUCAGUGCAGUGUGUUGUGUGAGUGUAUUUGUCUGUGUGUGUGUGCCGUGACCUACCUGAAGGCGGCCUUGACGUCGUCCAGCUCCAUCUCCUUGUCCUCCAGCUGUUGUUUGAGCUGCUCCUUGCGGAGGCUGAGCUGCUGCACCGUGUCUCUCAGGUCCUGCGAUGCGGCUGACUCCUCCUCCAGCUGCUGCUGCAGCCGCCGCUGGGCCUGCAGGCUCUCCUCACGCUGCCUCCGGCCCUGCUCGUCACGCUCUUGUAGGCCCUGAGGGAGAGAGAGAGAGGGUGGAGGUAGGGAGAGAGAGUGUGUGACAAGAGAGAAAUGCCAAUAGCUCUGAAAUCAAGUGCACCUCAAGUACUUGACGUAUGUUUGAACCAGGUCUGAUUUUUACUUUCUAUAAGCAACCCUUAUGGAGGAGAGACUUUAAACGGAGUAACAGGUUUGAUUUUACCACGUCCUUGAAACACCACCUGUUUGAAAGACGUGGCAUGAAAUAAUCUCAACCCGUGUUCUGUUACAAGUUGAGGUGUCUGUUUGAACUACUAGCCCACAGCUCGGACACCCAUGCAUACCCCACAAGACAUGCCACCAGAGGUCUCUUCACAAUCCCCAAGUCCAGAACAGACUAUGGGAGGCGCACAGUACUACAUAGAGCCAUGACUACAUGGAACUCUAUUCCACAUCAGGUAACUGAUGCAAGCAGUAGAAUCAGAUUGAAAAAAAACAGGUAACAAUACACCUUCUGGAACAUUGGGGACUGUGAAGAGACACACAAAAGGUACAGAGACAUGUAUACGCACACAAGAACACACACACUCUAAACACAUGUACAUUGUAAUAUUGUUGUAUGUUGGUAUUAUACACUUUGUCUUGUAGAUAUGUAGUGGUGUAAUAAUGUUAUGAUGUACUGUUUUAUCUUUUGUUUUAUAUGUAAUGUUUUAAUGUGUUUGGACCCCAGAAAGAGUAGCUACUGCCUUGGCAGCACCUAAUGGGGAUCCCUAAUAAAUACAAAUACAUCACACAUAUUCCUUGGCAAAGUUGUCAAAAUGCUCCCUUAAUGACUCCUGUUAAAGUUCCCAUGUAUUGGUUCAACAACACCAGUGUGUAUAUAAAGAAUGGGCCUGUGCCUAAUAGACAACAUUAGUUCUGAAGAGUCAUUGUUUCAGAAUGAGGGGUGCUGUAGUUCUGCUGGUGUUGUUCUGUCUGUCUGGGGCAUGGGCUCAGGGAGAGAGUGGAGGGGUCAGAGAGAAUGACAUCACACAACAGGGUCUAGGUGAAGGGGGAGAGAGCUGGGAAAGUGAUGCUGAACAGCUGACCAAUCAACCUGACAUCUGGACUGAGCUUUAG